This is a messenger RNA of Dujonia railenensis, 1461 nucleotides long. Lineage: Eukaryota; Fungi; Ascomycota; Pichiomycetes; Serinales; Debaryomycetaceae. The record is from the annotation of a GenBank genome assembly.
AUGUCGCUUGAUACCUACUUAUCUAAGGCGCUACCAGAAGACCAGCAUGCUCGUGGUGCGAACGCGCUCGAGUCGAACUCCGAAUUUUCGUUAAGUGCUUCUGAGAGAACUUAUGGGCAGCAGUUCUACUUGAUGUACCAGUACCGGUUGGCCACUUUGAAGGAAAGAGUCGACAAAAAUGCCAUGAAAAAGUGGGGCCACGGUACCUACAAGAUAGACGGUAAAAGGGUACAUAGAAAAGAAAAAAUUUUGGACAUCGCCAGCGGAGAGAUUUGCUGGGUCAGUGGGACAAUUUUCUGUGACUUGCACAACAAGUUGAAGAUCCUCCACGAUGUAGAGACUGGUGCUGACGACACAUUGCCGGAGUUACCUACUACAUAUCUCAGCGAAGAAGAAAGUAACCUGAACAGUGCUCCCCUUGUCAUGCUUGAGGAUGAGAGUGGUAGAGCAAUACUACACAACGAUGACUUCUUGAAAGAGAACGUGUUGGUGACCGGUUGCAUAGUGGCAGUGUUGGGAAUUGAGAUCCAGGCCGGGGUAUUUGAAAUCAUGGACGUUAUAUACCCAACAGUCAGCCCACAGCGACCACUUGCAAGCACCCAGAGCGAGAGCAACAAAAUUGCAUUUGUUUCUGGGUUGAACAUCUCCACGGAAGCGGACCAUUCUUUGAAGUUAGAGCUCCUUAAACAGUAUUUGUGCGGAGAGCUCGGUACUGAAGAAGAUAUUUCUAAGGCCCAGUCAAUUUCCCGGUUGAUAAUAGCCGGAGAUUCGAUACUGCCAGCUCAAUCUCUCACCAAUCUGUCCAUUUCCGCCACGAAUUUUGGAUCCAAAAACGUAUCCAAGUUGGACGUUGAAAACAUCAAGAUAUUUGACUACUUUUUGCUGGAAUUGCUACCAUCGGUGUCUAUUACCAUGUUACCAGGUGCAAACGACCCUGGCGAGGUGUGUCUUCCGCAACAGCCUCUCCACAGAGCUUUUUUACAAGCCAAUAGAAAGUACGCUGGAAGUAGCAGCUUGCAGACAGUAACCAACCCAUGUUGGCUAGAGGACAAGAGCACGGGAUUUACAAUCUUGGGGACUUCGGGCCAGAACAUAGACGAUAUAAAAAGGUACCUACACAAGCGCGAAGGCGGAAUCAAAGAAGAAGACAUCACUAACAGCGCCAAGUUGUUGGAAUGCUGUAUCAAAUGGCAAAACAUCGCACCUACAGCGCCAGACACAUUAUACUGCUACCCAUUUAACAACUACGAUCCGUUUACACUUUCCAAAGAGACCCCACAUUUACUUUUCGCAGGAAACCAGGACAAAUUUAGUAGUGAAACUAUUCAUUUGGAACUGGGUGACGUCUCGGAUCCUAAGGUUGAGGUUCUGUUGAUAAGUAUACCGAAGUUCUCGGAAUCGGGCCAAUUGGUCAUUUUUGAUACCAUCACGAGAGAGUGUGAAGUGAUCACGUUUGACUAG